AUUAAAUUACUCUCAUGCUUCUUAAACUAAAACAAGACAUUGAAUCAUUGUUUGAUAAUGUUCAAGCAUUUAAAAAAGAAUCUAGACCAAUAUACCCAAAUCUAAAGGAACAACUUGAUGUAAUAUAUUGACCUAGCUUAAUUUUAGGAAAAAAUUAAUCUCAUAAAACAAUAAUUUAACAAUGUAGAUGAAAAGAUCAUUAAGAACUAUUGUUCUAAAAUUCUAGAGGUAAUUUCUAUUUAGAAAUAUAGCUAAAAUAAAUAAAUAAUAUCAUGUAGGAUUUAAUUUUCACUUUAGACAUUUCUACAAAUCCAGGAUCAUCAAAUUUAAAAAAGAGUCAUCUGUUGAUUCAAUAGGAAAGCAAAGAGUAUAUUCUAUAUAUAAUUAUUAUAGAAGUGUAGCAAAUUUACAAAAGAAAAUAAUUCUUAAACUUAAUUAAAUUACAGAACUUAAUGAAAUCAAUGAUGUAGUAAACUAUCAUGGGAGUGAAUUUGAUGGAAUAUGCAUUUUUAGAUUGCAUUAAAUUUAUCAUAAUGAAGUGGAAAAUCUAUAAUAAUAGUUUUAAUAAUUAAAAUCAUUAAAUAAUGAAAGAUUCAAUAUUUUGUAUUAAUCAUUCUUUGAUAUCAUAAAUGAUUAAAAAUUUAUUAAAAUUCAGAAAUAAAUUUCAUCUUAUUCUGAAAUCGUCAACUUAAUAGACGAAUUUAGAGAUAAACUAUUUGCCAUAAUUAAAUCUAAGAAUGAUUCUAUUUCAAUAAUGGAUAGUAAUUUAUUAAAUGAAUAAUAAUAGGAACUAAAUCAUUAUAAAAUUUAUCUUCCGUGUCUUAAGAUUUCAUUGAAGAUGAUCAUUAUGAAAUUAAGAGAGGAAAAUAUAAUAACAUACUUAAAUAAGAAGAAAUAAAAAACAAAAGAAAAGAAAGCUCUUCAGAAACCUGUAUAAAUUGUUAAAUAUUUUGA
Paramecium sonneborni is the source of this 954-nucleotide messenger RNA. Lineage: Eukaryota; Ciliophora; Oligohymenophorea; Peniculida; Parameciidae. The record is from the annotation of a GenBank genome assembly.